Molecule: messenger RNA, 1213 nt
Organism: Musca vetustissima
Lineage: Eukaryota; Metazoa; Arthropoda; Insecta; Diptera; Muscidae
Product: isovaleryl-CoA dehydrogenase, mitochondrial
Exons: 3
Coding region: 10-1206 (398 amino acids)
Biological process (GO): L-leucine catabolic process
Cellular component (GO): mitochondrion
Molecular function (GO): 3-methylbutanoyl-CoA dehydrogenase activity; flavin adenine dinucleotide binding
Source: RefSeq, a predicted model, not a curated record
CAAACCCCAAUGCUAAGCAGAGGUUUGACUCACUAUCCAGUAAAUGAUCAAAUCUUUGGUUUGGAUGAGGAGAAACAAAAGUUGCGUGAGACUGCUUUCAAUUUCUUCCAAAAAGAAUUGGCCCCCUUUGCCAAAGAAAUUGAUAAGAAUGAUGACUUCCCUGAUAUUCGCAAUUUCUGGAAGAAAAUGGGUGAUUUGGGUUUCUUGGGUAUAACUGCCGAGCCUGAAUUCGGUGGUACCGGUGGCAGUUAUUUGGAUCAUUGUAUUAUCAUGGAAGAAAUUUCACGUGCUGCUGGCGGUGUUGCCUUAUCUUAUGGUGCCCAUUCAAAUUUGUGUAUCAAUCAAUUGACCAAAAACGCCACACCUGAACAAAAGGAGAAAUAUCUACCCAAAUUAUGCAGUGGUGAACACAUUGGAGGUUUGGCCAUGUCUGAACCUGGUGCUGGCUCCGAUGUUGUCUCCAUGAAGUUGCGUGCCGAACGCAAGGGUGACUACUAUGUGUUGAAUGGUACCAAAUUCUGGAUUACAAACGGUUCCAUUGCUGAUACCUUGAUUGUUUAUGCCAAAACCGGUACCAGCCCAGCUGAUAAACAUGGCAUUACCGCCUUCAUUAUUGACACUGCCUCGGAAGGUUUCAGUGUUGCCCAAAAACUUGACAAAUUGGGUAUGCGUGGCAGUCCCACCUGUGAAUUGGUCUUCGAUAAUCUCAAAGUUCCUGCCAAGAAUAUUUUGGGUAAGGAAAAUAAGGGUGUGUAUGUUCUGAUGUCUGGUUUGGACUUUGAACGUUUGGUUUUGGCGGCUGGUCCUGUGGGUCUGAUGCAAGCCGCCGUUGAUGUUGCCUUCGAUUAUGCCCAUCAACGUAAACAAAAGGGUCAAUUGAUUGCCGAAUUCCAAUUGAUGCAAGGUAAAAUGGCUGAUAUGUACACCACCUUGAGUGCCUGUCGUUCGUAUUUGUAUAGUGUGGCUCGUGCCUGUGAUGCUGGUCAUAACAGCUCCAAGGAUUGUGCGGGUGUAAUUCUCUACUGUGCCGAAAAAGCUACCCAAGUUGCUUUGGAAGCCAUCCAAACCUUGGGCGGUAAUGGUUAUAUUAAUGAAUAUCCUACCGGCCGCAUUAUGCGUGAUGCUAAGCUAUACGAAAUCGGUGCUGGUACAUCGGAAAUUCGUCGUUGGCUAAUUGGUCGUCAAUUGAAUUUGGAAUAUAAGUAAACAGUUG